This is a messenger RNA of Rhipicephalus sanguineus (brown dog tick), 409 nucleotides long. RefSeq names its product prothoracicostatic peptides. The transcript has 4 exons. Bases 55 to 378 code for a protein of 107 amino acids. The record is from RefSeq and is a predicted model, not a curated record. NCBI's taxonomy places the organism in Eukaryota, Metazoa, Arthropoda, Arachnida, Ixodida, Ixodidae.
GAGAGCGGCUCCCCGUCUUCAAGUGCUUCACCUAACAUCAACAUUAAUUUGGGGAUGGCCCGCAGCAGCGUUCCGACAAGCGGGGUGUGGAUGCUGGCGCUGCUGGUGCUGGGCUCGUUGCUAGGCGCCCUCGGCGAGCCGCAGGCCGGUGGCGACUGGAACGCGCUGUCCGGCAUGUGGGGCAAACGUGCCUCCUCCGACUGGAACCGCCUCUCCAGCAUGUGGGGCAAGCGGGGACCCUACGGACCCUACCAGGCUUUGCUGCUGCGUGCCGGAGAGUCUGGAGAAGGCGCAGGACACGGCAUCAGCGCUCGUGCCGCUGGCCCGGCUGUGUUGCGCGAGAACCACUGGAAUGACCUCAGCGGCUACUGGGGCUGAGUCCCUGCCGAGGUUUACCACCGUGUGCCCC